GUCUCAGUUCGCUGUGUUUCACAGGACACGCUGUCAGGGCUCCAAGGUACCUUGAAAAAAUUUUAACAGCUAGUCAUCCAAGUUCCAUGUCAAGUGUAACCAAUAAUUUAUUUAAAAAAUAAAUAAAUACAUCCAACGAAAUUUCAAAGCCAGGGAUUAUCAUAUCGGUAUGACGACACAGCAAUGAUACUGUCUUGUGCGACACGAGGGAGAGAAGGGGUUGAAUGUAAUUUGAAAAAAUAGCGAGUCAUAACGGAUCGAUCAAGAGUACGUAGGUGUUUGUACGUUGUGUCUCGAGUUAUUGAAAAACGGGGCAGCAACGACAAUCACGGGGCAUCACGGUGGAGGAAAACGGUGGUGGCCCGGACUGCAGGAGGCAGGGCGCAACAUCGGCCAACCACUGACAUCAUCAGCAGCAGCAGUCCGUCGGCCGUUAAAUAUACGAAGAAAAAAUGGUCAUGAUGGCUGGUAUGGACGAUCACGAGAGAAAAAUCGUCAUGGAAUUUUGCCAUCUACUCGAAAAGAGCAAGCAGCUGUUCAAUGGUCUACGCGACCUACCCCAGUAUGGUCACAAGCAGUGGCAGGCCUACUUUGGAAGGACCUUCGAUAUAUAUACAAAAUUGUGGAAGUUUCAACAACAGCACAGAGCAAUAUUGGACACAAAGUACGGUCUGAAACGUUGGCAAAUCGGUGAGAUAGCAAGUAAAAUUGGUCAACUUUAUUAUCACUAUUACCUACGUACAAGUGAAACGAGUUACCUCCACGAGGCAUACUCAUUCUACGCAGCAAUAAGAGGACGUGCAUACUACAGUCGUGCAGCUAAGGAAGAUCGUAGUGAUUUAAUGGUGAAAAAAUUGCGUUACUACGCACGUUUUAUCGUUGUCUGUUUAUUACUCAACAAAAUGAAAUUAGUGCGGGAACUUGUCCAAGAGUUGGACACACAAAUAGCUGAUUACGCGAGUACGUACGAGCCAGAGGAUCAGGUUGAAUGGAAUUUGGUGCUUGAGGAGAUAAAGGGUUUUGUUAAAGCUGAAUCGGCGGUUGGUGUAUUACAUGCCGACUCAAAUCCCGUUGUAUUGACGCAUCGCCUUGGUCCGUUGACGUCACCACCCAUCGAGCGAUCACCACCCAUGUGCCUAACUCUUCAAGAGAUACUUAUUGUUGGCAAUUCCGCCGAUCAGGUUAAAUUCAGUGAAUUAUCAGUUGACAUGUUUAGAAUGCUCCAGACACUCGAGAGAGAGCCACGCGAUGAUCCUACCCAUAUGCAUGAUGCAUCACCAGCUGGUAGAUUGCCAUUCAGACCUGGACCAUAUCCACCUGAGAAUGGCAUGCCACGACGUGAAAAUCCCCACAAGUACCUGUUAUAUAAACCCACGUACAGUCAGGUUCAGGUAUUUCUUGCCAGUGGUUUCAAGGAACUACCUGCCAAUGGUGCACUACUACUUUAUCUCUCUGCUGAUGGAUGCUUCUCCACUGUUAAACAUCCCGAGGAAAUGGGAUACGACCUGGGUGGUGUGACAACCAGCAACAAACGAGAUCCCGAGCACGGGAAGAGGCUGAGCGGUGGUAAAGAGCCCCACUGUCUUUACCCUGGUGAUCUGUAUCCGUUCACAAGAAAGCCACUGUUUGUGGUUGUUGACUCGGACAAUAGCUACGUGUUCCAGCAGAUACCAAGAUACUUUGGUCAACCACUGAUGGUGCUUAUGUCCCCCCAAGAAACACCACCAACGCUACGUGAUGUACGUCAUGGUGGAAGUCUCUUCACCCUUUUUCUCCAUUCACCACUUGCCGCCUUUUGCCUUAUAUGCAACGUCGGUAGCUUAGCGGUGCAUCACUGGGAACGAUGCCAGAGUUAUGUUGAACGUUUUCUCAUCGAGGCAAGCCGUCUUGUCAUUCGUUCCAGAUGCGAAAGCAGUAUUCUCCAAUUUUUCGGCGACGACUUUCUGCGACUGCUAGUUGUACGCUACGUGUUCUGUGACGUUGUACUACACCUGCACCGAUCAUUUCGUGGUCGUCAUCAACGACCCUGCUGUCAUCCACCCCUGCCUGAAGCAGAAGUACUGCAGCAUCCAACGCUGCACCACAUAGUGCUCGAUCUAGCAGCAUGUAUCGAUGCACGCGAUCACUUUGCCGACAGCAAUGAGCUAGCCUGACCCCGGCAUCACUAUCGUCAUCAGCGUGAUAAUGACACAAUAUCCCCGUUAACAACCACUUACCAACAAUACGACUACGAUUACGACAAUUACAAUUACAAUAAAAUCGUUACAUUGAGACCUCAUUAAACCGCGUCUCGCAAUUCAUUCUCACUUUUAUAAGAAAAAAAAUUAUAAAAAAAAACAACAUUAUCUCUACUGUUUUUAAUUUAAUGAAAAAACAAUAGCAAACAUCUUGGCGAUGAGAAACGCGCAUACAGUGCUUAUAAUUAUAAAUAAUAUAUUAUACAACAGAUAAUUCUCAUCGGCAAGACGUUUAUUUAUUCUUCACUCGAGCA
Molecule: messenger RNA, 2491 nt
Organism: Fopius arisanus
Lineage: Eukaryota; Metazoa; Arthropoda; Insecta; Hymenoptera; Braconidae
Product: protein SCAI
Exons: 4
Coding region: 453-2153 (566 amino acids)
Biological process (GO): DNA-templated transcription
Cellular component (GO): nucleus
Molecular function (GO): transcription corepressor activity
Source: RefSeq, a predicted model, not a curated record